UCUGAUUAGUUAUGUCUAAUCAAAAUGGCGAUCCUCAUGUGAGGGACGACGGCUGUUUACUCGUUACAUUUUGACCAUUAAUACAUGACAUAUAUUAAAUCAACUCUGAAUCAGCCAUGUUAUCAAGCAUGGCUUUAAGAAGUGUUUUUAAAUCGACAUCUGUCGUUCUGCGAGAAUGUGGUGUUUUAUCCAGGCUGAAAGGAACCUGUGCGUCUCUCCAAUUGAAACAUGGGGCAUUCACCUCUGUCAUCACAGGGCCUUCACACAGCAACAGUGAGACUGCAUUGACAGGUAUUGGGAGUUUCACCAUUCAGUCUGUGAGAAACUAUACCCGUGUCGUAAGAAAGAAGAAGCCAGUGAUGAACAGUCAGUUGAGUGAUCUUCCUCCGACAAUGCUGAAAAUGGAAUAUGCCGCUGUUCCACUCGCUCAAACAGCUGAUGACCUGGUCAAAAGACUUCUGACACUGGAACUAGCAAGCCAUAGCGAGAAGUUGAAAUUGAAAACGGAACAGCUGAUUGCAAAAGUCCAGAGGGAUGAAGCUGACCGCAACUCUACAGAAGUCAAGGUGGCCAUUUUGACCUCCAAAAUCCGAAACUACCAGGAGCACCUGCACAAACAUACAAAGGACAAAGCGAACAAGCGAUGGAUGCUCAUGGCCAUUGACCGCAGGAAGAAGCUGCUCAAGCACCUCAGGGUAACGCGCUACGACGCCUUUGAACAUGUCUGCCAGCAGCUGGGCAUCACCUACACUUUCCCCCCGGAGUACUACAGACAUGCCACCCGACGCUGGCUGGCCAAGAAGGCCCUGUGCAUAAAGGUCUUCAAAGAGGUGCAGAAACAGAAACUGGAGCAAAGGAAGAAAAUUAAGCAGACCCCUCCCCCCACGCUGGCAGAACCAGCCAGGACAGCAGCUACAGGAACCCAAUAAACUGCUACAGUAUCCAAUGUCUGUCUUACUCUAUGCAUUCAGUCUUGCUCUCAAUGGACAAAUUCGUUUUGCAUGGCCCAGUGAGCGGGGUUUGCUCUUUUUCGACCAUUCCAUUUGUCCUAAGGAGAAAUCUCCACCCACCCAUGCCACCAGGCCAUGUAAAAUGACUUUUCCCAUGUAUUGUUAUACUGUAAUAAGAAACAUGAAUAACUUAUUGUUUGUAGUACACCAAGUCUUCAUUCUUCUUGUCCCUUCUGCAAGUAGAUGCAUCAUCAAACCACAUUUGGACAAAUAAAUGCAGUGGCGCAGAUAUGUGGUUUCGGUGUGGGCAAUGUGUAUGUGCUCCGCGUAUGUCACCUGAGAGUGUCAAAUACACCCACAAUUAAUAAUUUAAUAAAAUGUAUUGUAUAAUCUA
Molecule: messenger RNA, 1344 nt
Organism: Salvelinus namaycush (lake trout)
Lineage: Eukaryota; Metazoa; Chordata; Actinopteri; Salmoniformes; Salmonidae
Product: 28S ribosomal protein S15, mitochondrial-like
Exons: 8
Coding region: 117-929 (270 amino acids)
Biological process (GO): translation
Cellular component (GO): ribosome
Molecular function (GO): structural constituent of ribosome
Source: RefSeq, a predicted model, not a curated record